This is a messenger RNA of Cyphellophora europaea CBS 101466, 1305 nucleotides long. RefSeq lists its product as uncharacterized. NCBI's taxonomy places the organism in Eukaryota, Fungi, Ascomycota, Eurotiomycetes, Chaetothyriales, Cyphellophoraceae. Gene Ontology annotation, biological process: translational termination. Bases 1 to 1305 code for a protein of 434 amino acids. Gene Ontology annotation, molecular function: translation release factor activity. The transcript is spliced from 2 exons. The record is from RefSeq and is a predicted model, not a curated record.
AUGUUGAGCACAAGCCGCUGGCAAUGCUCAAGAUGUCUUGGUCAACAGUUGCGCACGGCAGCUAGACCGCGGAUUGCUGCGCGCCUCCAGAGCACAGCUGCGACCUCUACCCUGCCAGUCGAUGGGCCUUCUCCCAUCUUACUGCGGCGCGCCCGUAUCAUUGCGGCUGAGCAUGCUACCCUUUCCGCCGAAAAUGCAAAAGACUAUUCUGUUACUACGGCUAAGCGAAUCGGCGAGAUCUCCCCAAUCGCAUCUGCUCUGAAGGCAUACGAAGAGGCUCGUGCCUCCAUCGUGGAACUUGAGUCUCUGCUCGUAGAUCCAUCCACCGAUACUGAGCUCCGUGAUCUCACCCACUCCGAGAUUGCUACUCUGGCCUCGUCAGUGCCCACGCUCACGACCCAACUCAGCACCUCCCUCAUCCCACGACAUCCUUUCGCAAGCAUGCCAUGUCUGAUCGAGAUCCAUCCCGGUGCUGGGGGCAGCGAAGCGUCCCUCUUUGCGCACACCAUCCUCAGCAUGUACCAGUCCCUCUGCACACGCCUGAAUUGGCCACAGACCCUCACUUCCUACACACCCGACAGCAACCUUUCCGAAUCCACGCCAGGCAUCACAUCCGCUAUUCUAGAAGUCUCUGCCCCAAAUUCCUACAACGUCCUCCGCACGGAAGCCGGUGUCCAUCGCGUACAACGGGUCCCCACGACCGAGAAAAAGGGCCGCACGCACACUUCUGCCGUCUCCGUCCUCGUCAUGCCCUCCUUCCCAGAGAAGCCUGAGGAGAGCGAGCACAACUACGCCGAUCCGUCAUCGGAUUACUAUAUUCCGCCACAAGACGUGCGCUCGGAAACGAUGCGAGCGAGCGGCGCGGGCGGCCAACACGUCAACAAGACGGACAGUGCCAUCCGGCUGACGCAUGUUCCGACGGGAAUCGUGGUGGGAAUGCAGGAGUCGCGGUCGCAGCAUGCCAACAGGACAAAGGCGUGGCAGGUGCUCCGGGCCAAGAUCGCACAGAAGAGACGCGAAGAACGAGAGGAAGAGAUGCUGGCGCUGAGAAGGAAGGCGAUGGGUGGCGUGGCGAGGACGGGCAGAGAGGACAAGGUGAGGACGUACAAUUACAGUCAGAGCCGGGUCACAGAUCACCGCAGCGGGUGGCAAGGUAUGGACCUGGAAGGCUUACUCGAGGGUGGAGAGUCGUUAGAGAAGUGUAUGCAAAGUGUCAGAGAGUGGAUGGAUGAAAAUGAGGUAAAGGGGCUUGUGGCGGAGGAGGAGGCGAAGGCGAGUGAGGUAGCAGAGGCCAAGAGAGCCUGA